AUAUGGCCGUCUGUUAAUUAUUAUAUAAUUUAAUUAUAAUAAUUUUAAUUAAAAAUUAAUUUAAUAUUUAAUUAAAUUUACAAUAAAUUAAUUCUAUUUUAUAAACAAAAUUGUGUGUCUAAAUUAAUUAGUGUACUCGAAAUUUCACUAUUGAAUUUUCGGAAAUUCGAAAUUUGAAAUUUGAAAAUGGAUUUUUUAUGGAGGGACACGAAUAUUUUCUAUAAAAUAUUAUGUUUCCUGAUAACGGAAAAUGAGAAAUUAUUUGACAAAAGCGACGCAAAACUGUAUUGGAGAACUGUCUUUCACAUAUUAUCCAUUGUUCACCAUUUUUGGAUAGCUAUAUUCGCGAAGAAUGUUGACGUGAUUUCACAUAGCAGCCUCAAAGUGAGAGAUUUGUACACUUUCCGUUUCGGAUACUUCACUGGAUGGAAUUUUGGUUUCCAGACUGUAUUUCUCUGUCUCGCUCUAAUAUACGAUAUGCUAGAGUGGUUAGAAAAGCAUGAGAGUCGAUUUGCGAACAACGUUCGCUACUGGCGAGAUGUCGUAUUCUGCGGUCUAGUUGUUCCAUUUACAUUGUUCGUGUCCGGAAUGUUUUGGUCGGUGUACGCGAUAGAUCGCGAGCUGGUCUUCCCCAAGGUAUACGACACCAUCAUACCGACCUGGUUCAACCACUGCGUCCACACCAACAUCAGCGUGGUUGUAGUGGUGGAGACGCUGCUCCAGCCUCGAAGACACGCGACGAACAGAUCCUUGGAGCUGAUCCUCAGUAAUAGCGUCUCGGUCCUUUAUGCUGCUGUAUAUUACUGCAUCUUCUUCUUCGCUGGACGUUGGCUGUACCCCCUUUUCGGUAUUAUGACUUGGUGGCAGGUCUGUGUGUUCCAAUGCUGCAUUUGGUUCGCCAUAUACAUCUUCUACGAGAUACAAUUCCCAAUAAAUAGACUGAUCCACGGCGCAGAACCUCGGAAACCGUUCGUGGAAUUGGAAGAGAUGCAGAAUGUGUCAGAAGUGGCGUCCCAGAAGAACGGUAUACAGAAGAACGGCGUACAGAGUAAUGUGAUAGAAAGACAGAGUUUGCAGAAUUCAAAUCCUGACUUGAAGACUCCACCGUUUUCAACCAAGUCCUGGAGUUUGAAGUAUAGAUCUAUCAGGGAGCAAUUCGAAACAUCUAGAUUAUGAAAAUGUGAUAAUAUAUUUAAUAACGAAUUAGUAUUUAGUUGUAUAGUAAAUAUGUUGUUUAGUGCAAGUUAUUGUAAGGUUUUGGAGAUCAGAAAUAAAAAAUAUCAUUUUUUUGUAAUUUA
Galleria mellonella (greater wax moth) is the source of this 1298-nucleotide messenger RNA. Its product is annotated as androgen-dependent TFPI-regulating protein-like. The transcript is spliced from 4 exons. Lineage: Eukaryota; Metazoa; Arthropoda; Insecta; Lepidoptera; Pyralidae. The record is from RefSeq and is a predicted model, not a curated record. The coding region runs from base 187 to 1176 and encodes 329 amino acids. Gene Ontology annotation, cellular component: endomembrane system; membrane.